This is a messenger RNA of Nothobranchius furzeri (turquoise killifish), 1464 nucleotides long. Its product is annotated as corticotropin-releasing factor-binding protein. Gene Ontology annotation, biological process: negative regulation of corticotropin secretion; negative regulation of corticotropin-releasing hormone receptor activity; hormone-mediated signaling pathway. The record is from RefSeq and is a predicted model, not a curated record. Lineage: Eukaryota; Metazoa; Chordata; Actinopteri; Cyprinodontiformes; Nothobranchiidae. Gene Ontology annotation, molecular function: corticotropin-releasing hormone binding.
UAUAAAAGCUGCCGGCUCUCUAGAGCGGCGUUAUUGUCCUCCCUGCUUGUGCAGAGACGCACCUCAGCAUGUCAGCAGCUCUACGCACUCAGCUCCUCCUCUGCCUCGUCUCCCUGUCCACAAGGACAGGACUCACUCGCUACAUCGAGGAUAACGACGCUUCGGAUGGAUUAUAUUCUCUGCUUUUGGCUCAGAAACGAGAAUCAGAGGAUUUUAUCUUUCACCGACCUCUUCGAUGCUUGGACAUGCUGGCCAAUGAAGGUUAUUUCACCUUCGUGGCGUCCCGGCCACAGCUGGCUUGCGCUGCUUUCAUCAUCGCCGAGCCCGGUGAAGUCAUCAGCGUGGAGCUGUCUGACGUCAGCAUCGACUGCACCGCCGGAGACUUCGUAAAGAUCUUCGAUGGCUGGGUUCUCAAAGGAGAGAAGUUUCCCAGCAGUUUUGAUCAUCCUCUCCCACCGCAUGAGCGCUACACGGACUACUGCUCCUCCACAGGACCGCUAGUCGCCUCCCAAUCCUCCCAGAACGUCGCCAUGGUCUUCUUUCGCAUUCACAGCCCUGAAAGUGGCUUCAACUUGGCCGUCAAAAAACUGCACAACCCUCUGCCCUGUAACAUCAUGUCUCAGAGUCCAGAGGGCAGCUUCACCAUGGUGAUACCACACCAGCACAGGAACUGCAGCUUCUCCAUCAUCUACCCGGUGGAGAUCCAGCUGACAGACCUCAGCUUAGGCGAGGCUAGAAGCAAUGAGAUCAGUCCGCCGAGACAGCUGUGGUCAGGUUGUUCUGGAUCUGGGGAUUAUGUGGAGUUGCUGGGAGGGAACGGAGUGGACACCUCCAAGAUGUUUCCUGUCGCUGAUCUCUGUUUCCCCGCCAGUGGGCUCGCCCAGAUGAAGAUCGGAUGCGAUAACUCGGUGGUGAGGCUGGUGUCAAGCGGGAAUUAUGUUAACCGUGUUACCUUCCAAUACCGACUACUGGAUCAAAAUGAGCUUCCCAAAACCAGAGAAAACGGUCUGGAUCACUUCUGUGCUGUGGAAUAAACACACACACACACACACACACACACACACACACACACACACACACACACCCUUGUGAGCCUUCACAGAGACAAUCUCACUGUCAUUAGUUUCUCUGUAAAAAACAAAGACAACAUUAACACAUUUUUAAAAACGCUCUCAGUAAGUUUGGAUUGUAUUUUAAAAACAUUUGUAUUGGUUAUAUAAUGACUAACCCUAACUGUUAACUGUAAUAACAGCGAACGCAUUUAGAGAUAAAUAUUUAUUUUAAACCUAUGAUAAUAGUGGAUUUAGUUGAUUUAUUUUCAGUCAAAUUACUUGAAAUGUGUAACAUAUUUAUGGUAGAAAUACAAAUUUCUCAUUUUUUUGGUUUCAUUUCACAUUUCUGUCACAUCUGUUUAUAUUGGCUUAAUAAUAAAAAAUAAAUAAAUAUAACUUGCAUGAAAACGCA